Molecule: messenger RNA, 2945 nt
Organism: Mesocricetus auratus (golden hamster)
Lineage: Eukaryota; Metazoa; Chordata; Mammalia; Rodentia; Cricetidae
Gene: Dpys
Product: dihydropyrimidinase
Exons: 10
Coding region: 85-1644 (519 amino acids)
Biological process (GO): pyrimidine nucleobase catabolic process
Cellular component (GO): cytosol; cytoplasm
Molecular function (GO): dihydropyrimidinase activity
Source: RefSeq, a predicted model, not a curated record
AGCGGGAGUUUGGACACAGUUCGUGGAGACCUCAAAGGAGAGCCUCCUCCAGGCAGAUAGAUCCCCAGCGCCUCUGGUCUAGCCAUGGCACCGCAGGGACGACUUCUCAUCCGCGGGGGUCGCGUGGUCAAUGAUGACUUCUCACAGGUGGCCGACGUGCUUGUGGAGGACGGCGUGGUGCGGGCACUGGGACUGGACCUGCUGCCUCCCGGAGAUGCCCCCCGGGGGCUGCGCAUCCUGGACGCGACGGGCAAGCUGGUCCUGCCCGGAGGCAUCGACACACACACACACAUGCAGUUCCCGUUCAUGGGCUCUCAGUCAGUCGACGACUUCUACCAGGGCACCAAGGCUGCGUUGGCUGGCGGUACCACCAUGAUCAUGGAUUUCGCCAUCCCGCAGAAAGGCAGCUCCCUGGUCGAGGCCUUCGAGACCUGGCGCAGCUGGGCAGACCCCAAAGUCUGCUGUGACUACAGCCUACACGUGGCAGUGACGUGGUGGAGUGACAAGGUAAAAGAAGAAAUGAAAACCCUUGUCCAAGAUAAAGGAGUUAACUCUUUCAAGAUGUUUAUGGCCUACAAAGGCGUGUAUAUGGUGCGAGACGAACAGAUGUACGCAGCCUUCUCUCGGUGCAAGGAAAUCGGAGCCAUAGCUCAAGUGCACGCGGAGAAUGGAGACCUGAUUGCAGAGGGAGCAAAGAAGAUGCUGGCAUUGGGGAUAACAGGCCCGGAGGGGCAUGAGCUGUGCCGUCCGGAAGCUGUGGAGGCAGAGGCAACUUUGAGGGCCAUCACCAUAGCCAGCGCGGUGAACUGCCCUCUCUACGUGGUGCACGUGAUGAGCAAAUCCGCAGCGAAGGUGGUAGCCCACGCGAGGAGAGAAGGAAAGGUGGUCUACGGAGAACCGAUCGCGGCAGGUCUUGGCACUGACGGCACGCACCACUGGAGUAAGGAAUGGCACCAUGCAGCCCACCAUGUAAUGGGUCCUCCACUGAGACCCGAUCCUUCAACACCUGGCUUCCUCAUGAAUCUGUUGGCUAAUGGCGAUCUGACCACAACAGGGAGUGACAACUGCACCUUCAACACCUGCCAAAAAGCUCUGGGCAAAGACGACUUCACUAAGAUUCCCAACGGGGUGAACGGUGUUGAGGACCGGAUGUCGGUGAUAUGGGAAAAGGGCGUGCACAGUGGGAAAAUGGAUGAAAACAGAUUUGUGGCCGUUACCAGCACAAACGCAGCCAAGAUCUUUAAUCUGUAUCCGAGAAAAGGAAGGAUAGCCGUUGGCUCGGACGCUGACAUGGUGAUCUGGGACCCAGAAGCCACGAGGAGGAUCUCAGCCCAGACUCACCAUCAGGCCGUUAACUUCAACAUCUUCGAGGGCAUGGUUUGCCACGGGGUGCCCCUGGUGACGAUCUCUAGAGGCAGAGUGGUGUAUGAAGCAGGCGUUUUCAGCGUCGCAGCAGGAGAUGGGAAGUUCAUCCCCCGCAAACCGUUUGCUGAGUACAUCUACAACCGAAUCAAGCAGCGAGACCAGACCUGCACACCUACCCCAGUGCAACGUGCACCCUACAAGGGAGAAGUCUUCACACUGAAAUCCAGAGAGACGGAAGAGGAUGACGGAGCAGGGACCAGGGUGCAAGGCCACUCUUAAUCCAGGUGCAAAGACUGGGAGCCAGAAGUGAAUCUGAAAAGUGGAAGAAUGAACGGAAUCUCUUCAAACGCCCCAGCUACAGACUUCGAAAAACACAGAAAAUACCAUUGUGGUGCCUCUUGGUCUUUCAUUGGCUGUAAUUAUCUCCAGCUGUGUAUGCUGAAGGCGCCCGACUGCUAACAGCGAUGAAAGUGAUCUCGUGCUUGAGAGGGAAUGAGUUUCUCUCUAGAGACAAGUGACUCCUCCCAUCCACCCUUGACUUUGCUUGUUUGUGUUUGUUUUUGUAGACAGGGUCCCUCUGGGCAGCCUGUCCUGGAACUUGCUCUGUAGACCAGGCCGGCCUAGAACUCAGAAACUCGCCUGCCUCUGCCUCCCAAGUGCUGGGAUUAAAGGUGUGCGCCACAACUGCCUGGCUUAGUUUGGCAUUUAUGAAGCAACUUUACUUUGUUGUCCUUGCCCUGAUGACCUGAAUGUGAGAAUGCUUUGAAUUAUUCUUUUAACAGGUUGUAGUUUCUUGUUUUUCUCCCAUUAAUAUUAGUAAAAUCGAUAAUGUGUAUAGGAGGCAUAUAUAGCUAUAUCUACAUCUCUCUCUCUAUAUAUAUAUAUAUGUGUGUGUGUGUAUGUGUAUAUAUAUAUACAUAGAGAUAGACUUAUUAGAAAAUGAACAAAUUAUUUAAAUAGUGGUGAAUAUUUUUCCUUCCAUGUUUUUACUUUAUCUUUGGUGUGGGAAGGUAAAUAAUUGGCCAUUGUUCCAAAAGAGCCAAUGCAAUAGGUCUUCCCAAUAGCCAUCUACAAAAUACUUGAUUCAAUAGGCUCACUCAGUGAUAUUGCAGUUGACCUCCUGAUGCAAAGCUGUGUAGAAUGCUUUGAAAUUGUUUGCCUUCCGAAGUCAGCAUUAGCUUAAUUAGAGGCUGACUCCCCCUAAUAGGCAUAUUCCCCGUGACCUUACCUUUUUAAAGUACGGACUCAGUUUCCUUUCGACUUCUCCCAGUGGCCGCUUUGAUCUUUUCUCUAGGAGCUUUGCGUGGAGGUACUGGAUUCGCUCCCUCUCCACACCAGGGUAGAAGGAUGCCGACACCAGAAUCUUCAACUGCAUCAGCGUGGAAGACAACAGCCCCAGUACUAUUAGUGUUACAAGAAUAACACUGAGAGGAACCCAAGUCUCAGACACGCUGAGCCGUGGUUUAGGAAUGCAGCCGGGUUCAAACAUAGAUAUGUUAAAGAAAGAAUCGUGGAUGACGCCUGGAGUUCCUUGCCUCUAAAAGAAAGAGUGAAAGACUCAAUAAACACGUUGUCUUCCU